AUGGCUUUAAAACUAUUUCUUUGAUAUGAGAACAAACUUAUUCAAAAGCCUCUUAUUACCAAAUCCUGCACUGCAUUUUGUACAGCAAUAUUAGGAGAUAUUCUAUCUCAGUAUAUAGAAAAACGCGCACAUCACCUCGGAUUUUCCGCAAAUUACCAAAUCGAACGCUCUUUCAAAAUGGGUCUAUAUGGAUUUUUCUUUUCAGCACCUCUAUAUCACAAUUGGCUUGGCUACCUUUACAAGGCAAUUCCUGGAAGAUCUUUAUUAGCAGUUGCUAAAAAGGUUUUAGUUGAUCAACUCUUUUUUAGCUGAAUUGCAAUGAGUUCUUAUUUUAUCUUUGUCACUUUGCUAAUGGGUGGUAGCUUUUCACAAGGAAUUACAAAGAUUAAGAAUGGUAUUGUGGAAGUAUGACUUACUGGCAUAAAAGUCUGGCCUUUCGUUGCUAUAAUUAGCUUCGGGUUUCUACCAUUGCAUUUUCAAGUGACUUUUGGGUGCAUUACUGCUAUGUUUUGGAGUACUUAUAUGUCGUACCAAGUCAAUUAUAAGCAUAAACAUUUUGAUUUAGAAUAA
This is a messenger RNA of Blepharisma stoltei, 570 nucleotides long. The record is from the annotation of a GenBank genome assembly. Lineage: Eukaryota; Ciliophora; Heterotrichea; Heterotrichida; Blepharismidae.